Messenger RNA from Triplophysa dalaica, 1951 nucleotides. Its product is annotated as obscurin-like. Lineage: Eukaryota; Metazoa; Chordata; Actinopteri; Cypriniformes; Nemacheilidae. Bases 81 to 1088 code for a protein of 335 amino acids. The transcript has 7 exons. The record is from RefSeq and is a predicted model, not a curated record.
GUGACAUGGUCUGACUGGUACAGUGCGUCUGUAUCACUGAUCUCAGACCGUUUGAGAGUUCACAUCAGAGAAACAUCACCAUGAAGAAUCUCUCACUACUCUUGUGUUCUUUGCUUCUGAAUGGUGUGUUUGGUGAUACAGAAGAUAAUGUGUCAGUGAAAGAGGGAGAUUCUGUCACACUACAGAUUAAUCCUGAGGUUAUAAACAGAGCUGAAGAUCUGUUGUUGUGGUUCAAUGACACAAAUGUAGCAAAGAUUGAUUUAGAGGUGAAAGAUAGUCAACCAAAAUACACUGAUGGGAGAUUCAGAGACAGACUGAAUCUGGACCGUCAGACUGGAUCUCUCAACAUCACACACAUCACAUCUAAAGACACUGGAGAAUAUAAACUGGAGAUCAUAAGGAAGGAUGGAACCAUAUACAAGACAUUCAGAGUUUUUGUCAUUGAAGAAUUGAUCAAAGUGUCAGUGAUGGAGGGAGAUUCUAUCACUCUAAAGACUGGUUCUACUGCAAAGAGAGAUGAUGUGAAGUGGAAGCUCAAUGGCACUGAUUUAACUGAUUCAAACCAUGAAGUGAAGAAUCAGACCGGAGACCUGAACAUCGUAAACAUCAGACGCGAUCAAUCUGGAGAUUAUAGAGUGGAAAUCAAUGGUAGAGGUUUCAUCUCACACAAGACAUACAGCGUUAAGAUCAGUGAUGAAGUGGAGUCAGUGUCAGUGAUCGAGGGAGAUGAUUAUACUCUACACACUGAUGCUACUCGUACAAAGACUGAAGAUGUGAUAGAGUGGAAGUUUAAAAACUCUCUCAUAGCUUAUUCAAACAAAACAACCUCCAAAGGCAGAUUUCAUAUAGACUCGGUUGGUUCUCUCAUCAUUACAAACAUCAGAUCUGAAGAUUCUGGACUUUAUGAUGUAUACAUCACUGGCAGCAAAAUCAUUCACAAGAGAUUCAAAGUUACUGUCACUGAACCCAGUCAGAGUUCACACUGGACUACAGCUGGUCCUGUAUUAGCAGUGGUCCUGCUGCUGCCGCUGCUGGUGGGGGUUUUAUAUGUAUUAUACAAGCGCUACAGGAAACGUGUUAGGUGUUGAAAUGCUUGAAUAUGGGAAAAAAGUCAAAAAGAAGAAGAGAAGGACACCGUUAAACAUUUGAAGAAUGAGGAAGAAUGAGGAGACUUCAACCAUCAAUAGCUCAUACAUUCUCUGAAUAUACAGAUGAUGACAAAAGACAAAAUAUUUUUCAAUGCUCAACAUUUUGUCUCAUUUUAAAUUAUGAGUCAUCCUGAGGCCCCCAUGAAUGUCAGCUGGGGCCCCAUGUUGAGAACCACUGGUUUAGAGACAUUACACCUUUUUUAGUAUAUAGGCUACUGGAUUUGUUUUUUUUGCGUGAUGGGAUGAAUUUAUUUAAAAUCAUGCAGAUGUAGUAUUUUUGUAAAUGUGUAUAUUUUAAGCAUGAUUGAUGUGCUAUUGUUUUUACUCAGCCUGUGCUACAGCAAAAAUAGACUCAAUGUGUAAAAGAUCAUUACACUGCUGUUCUCUCUCUAUCUCUCUCUCUCUCAAAUAACGAAGUCAAUUUAGGUUUCAAUUGAAGGAAAAGUUCCAUAAAUGUUGAUGUUGUCAUUAAUGUUAUCUGUAGUCACACUUAACACACAGUAGAGCUAUUCUGUACACUGGGGGAUAUUUUGUGUUGAUCUGCUCUCACUUCUCAUUUGAUGAACUUUAUUUUUAUUAAGUUUAUUUCCAGACAACCACUUCAUGUACAAAUUUUCAACAGUGGUGCGAAUAAAUGAUGAUUUGAGUGUAAUGUUGUAAACAACUUCAGCAUAUGACUUGAAACACACCAAGACCCUUUCAUCCGUCUGGGACGAGUAAAUGACAUUGAUCAUUCUAAAGAAGUCAUUAAUGUACAUUUUAAUAAAUGUAUGAUUAUUCAAUUUAUAAAACAUUACUGGUUA